Messenger RNA from Orycteropus afer afer, 6140 nucleotides. The record is from RefSeq and is a predicted model, not a curated record. Lineage: Eukaryota; Metazoa; Chordata; Mammalia; Tubulidentata; Orycteropodidae.
CGGAGGAUACGGAUGGGGAUCGAAUCGGUGGCGGUUGAGCUGUUGCAGGUGCCGUUAUGUGAGCAAAGCCUUUGGUAGUAGUCGGUGUAAUGAGUGGACGGCAAAGAACGCUUUUCCAGACGUGGGGCUCAAGCGUCUUCCGAUCUGUCGAUGCCUCGAGUCGUAGAUCCGGAACUGAGCGGCCUAAAAGCCCUGGCAGCUCCGGGUCGCGUUUCCCUGCGCCGGCAGAGGCUGUAGACGCUUGUCCAGAGUCGGACGAUGAUGUUUUUCUGGUCGCGGUAUAUGAGGCUGAACACCAGCUGAAGCUAGAGGAUGGCGGGUUCUGCAAGUCCGCAGGCUCCCUGUGGAUUUACCCAACCAACAGCCCAGUGCGGGACUACCAGCUGCACAUCGCCCGGACCGCUCUGUUCUGCAACACGCUGGUCUGUCUGCCCACCGGACUGGGCAAGACAUUUAUUGCCGCCGUGGUCAUGUACAAUUUCUACCGCUGGUUCCCUUCUGGCAAGGUGGUCUUCAUGGCUCCCACUAAACCCCUGGUGGCACAGCAGAUCGAGGCUUGCUACCGGGUGAUGGGUAUCCCGCAGUCCCACAUGGCCGAAAUGACAGGAUCUACUCAAGCUUUCAUCAGGAAGGAAAUAUGGCACAAUAAGAGAGUCCUUUUUCUUACACCUCAGGUCAUGGUAAAUGACCUUUCUAGAGGAGCUUGUCCUGCUGCUAAAAUAAAGUGUCUAGUUAUUGAUGAAGCUCAUAAAGCCCUUGGAAACUAUGCUUAUUGUCAGGUUGUAAGGGAACUAACCAAAUAUACAAAUCACUUUAGAAUCUUGGCCCUCAGUGCCACCCCAGGUAGUGAUAUAAAGGCUGUACAGCAGGUUAUUACUAACCUACUAAUUGGGAAGAUAGAGCUUCGUUCUGAAGAUUCUCCAGAUAUUUUGCCAUACUCUCAUGAAAGACGAGUUGAAAAGCUUGUUGUUCCCCUUGGUGAAGAACUUAGAGCCAUCCAGAAGGCAUAUAUCCAAAUUUUGGAAGCAUUUGCCAGUUCUUUGAUUCAGAGGAAUGUUUUGAUGAGAAAAGAUAUCCCCAGCCUUACAAAAUAUCAGCUAAUUCUGGCAAGAGAUCAAUUUAGGAAAAACCCAUCUCCAGAUAUUGUGGGAAUACAACAAGGAAUAAUUGAGGGAGAGUUUGCUAUUUGUAUUAGUUUAUAUCAUGGUUAUGAAUUAUUACAGCAAAUGGGAAUGAGAUCAUUAUAUUUAUUCCUUUGUGGAAUUAUGGAUGGAGCUAAAGGAAUGACUCGGGCAAAAAAUCAGCUUAGAGGAAAUGAAGACUUCAUGAAACUCUAUAAUCAUCUAGAGUGCACGUUUGCACAUACACGUAGUACUUCAGCAAGUGGUGUUUCUGCCAUCCAGAAAGGAGAUAAAGAUGUGAAAUAUUUCUAUAGUCAUCCAAAGCUAAAGAAAUUAGAAGAAGUUGUAGUUGAACACUUCAGGUUGUGGAAUGCUCGAAACACCUCUGAAAAGAAAAGUGACGAGACCAGAGUUAUGAUCUUCUCAUCAUUUCGAGAUAGUGUUCAAGAAAUUGCAGAAAUGCUUUUUCAACAUCAGCCGAUUAUUAGAGUAAUGACCUUUGUUGGCCAUUCUUCAGGGAAAAGCAUGAAGGGUUUUACCCAGAAGGAGCAACUGGAGGUAGUGAAACAAUUUCGUGAUGGUGGUUAUAACACAUUGGUUUCUACUUGUGUUGGUGAAGAAGGCUUGGAUAUAGGGGAAGUUGAUCUUAUAAUAUGUUUUGAUGCCCAGAAAAGCCCAAUUCGUCUUGUACAACGAAUGGGUAGAACUGGCCGCAAACGUCAAGGCAGGAUUGUUGUUAUCCUUGCUGAAGGACGAGAAGAACGUACUUAUAAUCAAAGUCAGUCCAACAAAAGAAGUAUUUAUAAAGCUAUUUCAGGUAACAGGCAAGUCCUUCAUUUUUACCAAGGAAGCCCACGUAUGGUUCCUGAUGGAAUAAUACCAGAAUUACACAAAAUGUUCAUCACACAUGAUAUGUAUGAACCAGAGAAUGCUUCUUGGAACUUGAAGCGUAAGUCAACCAUCUUUUCCCCCAUGUUCCAAAAUGGGAUGAAGCAUAAUAACUCAAAGAAAGAUUGGUCCUUAUCAGAAGAUGAAUUUAAAUUAUGGAACAGACUUUAUAGGUUAAGAGACAGUGAUGAAAUUAAGGAGAUAACAUUGCCUCAAGUUCAUUUUCCAUCUUUAGAAAAUGAGGAACUCAGACCGACUCGAGAACCAGCCAUUGGAACUCAUCAGCUCUCUCUCUCCGAAUGGAGAGUGUGGCAGGAUCAUUCUCUUCCUACCCAUCAAGUUGACCAUUCAGAUAGAUGCUACCAUUUUAUAAGCAUUAUGCAAAUGAUAGAAGGAAUAAGACAUGAAGAGGAAGAAUGUAGCUAUGAACUAGAAAUUCAAUCUUAUUUACAAAUGGAAGAUGUUAGCUCAAUAUAUACUGUUUCCAGGAAUGAAUGUAAUCCUCUUGCUGAUGGCAUCUUUACUAAUAACAAGAAAUCUUCAUUUACAAAUAAUGUAAAUCAAGGCAGUUCAACCUUAGUGACAGAAUAUGAUAAAGAAUGUGCUGAAAUUUUUAAACAGUCUCAUAUCAAACUGACUGAAAUUAUUUCUCUGAAGAACGGAACUUCUAGAGAAAUGAUAAAAGAUCAACCUGAAAAAGAAAAUGCUGGUGUUGUGGAUUCUUUACAUACCAAAGGAAAUUCUGCUGCUGCAUACACUCUUCUGGUGGACCUACCAAGUGAUAAAAUGGCAUCAGAUAAAGAUGACAUUUCUGCCACAUGUACUACCAAUGAAAAUAUUGUUAAUCAGCCAACAGAAUGUCAGUUUACAAAAUCUUCCAAUUCAUUUGCUGGAAAUUUUUUAGAUUCUGGCUAUAACAGUUUUAAUGAUGAAAUGUCUAGCUUAUUUCUUCCAUUUGAAGAAGAACUUUAUUUAGCUAGAACAGAUGAUCAGUUUUGUAAUUGUCACCCAUUGACAAAAGAGAUACUAGCUAACGUAGAACAAUUUUUAUCUCGUUCUCCUCCGCCUCUCAGUGGACUCUUAGAUUUGGAAUAUGAAAUUACAAAGAGUUCUAUACUUGAGAAUUCAUUUUUCCUACCCUACACAGAGCAUUUACAAAAUGACAAAUCCAACCGUUUACUGUCACAUUUAUUAAACUUACCCACUUUUAAUAUUAAUCACCUUUCUGAAAUAAGUUGCUUUUAUGGUACAAAUGAUAAAGUUCGUGGUGAGUCGAGCUGCUGUGACGAUGAUGAAGUGCAUAAAGAUAUUCAAGGUGAAAAUUUAGUACCUAAUAAUCAUGUUCAAAUAAACACAAGGCCUUUAGUUAGGCAAAAAACUCCUGAUGUUGAGAACAGUGGCCUCCCAGUAUUGUCCACUGAUCAGGAUGAGAGCUUACUAUUGUUUGAAGAUGUUAGUACAGAAUUUAAUGAUGGGAGCCUUUCUCCCUUAAACAGUAAAUGCAAACCUUUAUGUGUGUCAGACAAAACUGCUGAAAGUGAAAUCUCUCAGUUCUUAAUUUCUGAUGAACUUUUGUUAGAUGAUAAUUCUGAACCCCAGGAUCAGAUCAUUCAUGAUACUAAUAAUUGCGGAUUUCGUGAUGGUUUGAGAGGUGUACACAAGGAAAAACUGAAGAUUGAUGAAUAUGUUUUUGACUGCUCUAAGGAUUUAUUCUCUGUUACCUUUGAUUUAGGAUUUUGUAGUCAAGAUUCUAAUGAUGAAAUGUUAGAACAUUCAUCAGAUAAAAAUAGACUUCCAAAUGAUCUAUCUGGAGGAUAUUUACAUGCUAAGGAGAUAAGUGAUGCAAAUUAUGUUUCAAAUCAAGCAUUAAUACCAGGAGAUAAUGUUGAAAGUUUUGUGAGUAGAACUAUUACUAUCCCAUCAAGUGACGAUAAGCCGAGUCCAAUUUCUGCACUUUUCCGCCUGGAUGUAGCAGAAAAUAAAAAUAAAGAAUUUACAUCUCCUGGUUAUUCUCAGUUUUCUUUGCCAGUAGGAGAGAAAGCUAUGAGUACACCACUUUCUAAAUCAAACACAUUUAAUUCAUUCUCUAAGAUGAGAGAGGAAAUGCUUAAGACUCCAGGGUCUAAUGAAAAAAAAGUAAAACUGCAGAGUUUCAAAGAAAUAUUGAAUUCAACUUUUGAUUCAGGACUAUCUCCAGUAAAAGCAAAAAGAAGUGAACAAAUCAGUCUGCAUCCAUCAAGUCCUUAUUCUAUUGAAGAUGAACAUUUAUUUACAAGCAGUGAAAGUGACAAUGAUGAAAUUUUCCAAAGAAAAAGUAAGAAAACAAAAAGAAAUGUUUUAAAAUCCCCUGAGGAUCAGAAAAAUAGUGAAGUUGAUUCUCCACUUCAUGCUGUCAAGAAGCGCAGAGUUCCUCCAAACAGGUCAGAAUUAUCAUCUAGUGACGAGAGUGAGAAUAUUCACAAACUACAUCCAGAUUUAGAAGACUUCAAGGGUCAUAAUGGGAUUGUCAAAAGAGGUGUGAAAGUCCAAAAAAGACACAGCCACCUAAAGCAUAUUGCCAGGCAGUUUUUAGAUGAUGAAGCAGAGCUGUCUCAAGAAGAUGCAGAAUGUGCUUCAUCAGAUGAAAAUGAGUCAGAAAAUGAACAAGAUUCCUCCUUACUGGGCUUCUUAAAUGAUGAGACUCAACUUUCACAGGCUAUUAAUGAUUCUGAAAUGGAAGCUGUUUAUGUGAAAUCUUUACACAGUUCAUCGAUGAGCAAUCAGUACAAAAUGGGCCAUAGAAGACAUAACAAUAUAAACAUUUUCUCACAGAUUCCUGAGCAAGAUGAAACCUAUUUGGAGGACAGUUUUUGUGUUGAUGAACAGGAAUCUUACAAAAGCCAAUCAAGUGAAGAAGAAAUCUGUGUUGAUUUUAACUUAAUAACUGAAGAUUGCUUUGUAAAUGGGAGUAAAAAAUAUAAAACCCGACGUGCAGUAAAACAAAUGAAGUUACGACAAAAUUGUGCACCUUCUAAAAAGAAAUUCUCCAGAAUUAUUUUACCAGAUGAUUCAAGUGAGGAGGAAAAUAACGUAAAUGAUAAAAGAGAUUCCAAUAUUGUGGUUAACACAAACACUGUUAAGAAGAAUGAACAACAGGACUAUUGUUUGAAUUUAGUACCUUUCCAGUCUAAGGUCCAUUCUAAUCCAAAUGUUAGUCAGUCACCCAAGCAGAGACAACAGGCACCACUUAAUCUAAAGGAUACAAAUUCAGACGUUUUGGACUUCAAACCUCAGAGCCAUAAUAAAAUUGGAUCAGUUACACCAUCUUUCACUACUGAUGAUUCACAGAAAGACUAUGGAAAAUUUCCAGUUCAGCUGAAGGUUGGUAGUACUCUGAAGGAUUCUAGCACUUCAGCGGCAUAUUGUUCCAAUUCAAGAUAUUUGACUGGGACUCAUACGUCUCUUAGACUUCCACAGAAAGGAAAAAGAACUUGUAUUCUUGUAGAUAAUCGUGAAAUCACUUCUGGUUCAGAAGUAAUUUCUACCCUACGAGCAGUUCAUGGGUUAGAAGUAGAAGUUUGUCCCCUUAAUGGUUGUGAUUACAUAGUGAGUAACCGCAUGGUAGUGGAAAGGAAGUCUCAAUCUGAAAUGUUAAAUAUCAGUAGGAAUAAGCUCAUUGACCACAUCCAGCACCUGCAGAGCAUGUUUGAAAGAAUAUGUAUGAUCGUGGAAAAGGACAGAGAAAAAAUAGGAGAUACCUCAAGGAUGUUUAGGAGAACAAAGAACUAUGAUAGCCUGCUGACUGCCUUAAUUAGUGCUGGAAUCCGAAUUCUUUUCAGUUCCUGUCAAGAAGAAACCGCAGAUUUGCUAAAGGAACUGUCUUUAGUGGAACAACGAAAGAAUGUUGGUAUACAUGUCCCAACACUAGUGAAUAGUAAUAAAUGGGACACGCUUCAGUUUUAUCUAAGUAUUCCCCAUGUAAGCUAUAUAACUGCGUUAAAUAUGUGCCACCAGUUCUCAUCUGUGAAAAAAAUGGCUAACAGCUCAUCUCAAGAAAUCUCCAUGUAUGCACAUGUAUCUCAUGAAAAGGCUGAGGAGAUCUAUAACUAUAUUCACUAUGUAUUUGACAUGCAGAUGUUACCGAAGUCUUAA